Molecule: messenger RNA, 1455 nt
Organism: Dictyostelium discoideum AX4
Lineage: Eukaryota; Evosea; Eumycetozoa; Dictyosteliales; Dictyosteliaceae
Gene: crtp2
Exons: 3
Coding region: 1-1455 (484 amino acids)
Biological process (GO): xenobiotic transport
Cellular component (GO): vacuolar membrane
Molecular function (GO): xenobiotic transmembrane transporter activity
Source: RefSeq, a predicted model, not a curated record
AUGUCAGAAGAGAAACUACCACUUUUAUCUCCAUUAAAUGAAAAUGAUAUUGAAAAUGACUAUAAAGAUGAAAAUUUAAAAAGUGAUUUAGAUAAAUUAUCAAAUGUAAAAAAACAAUCAAUAAUUCAAAGAUUUAAAGAUUAUUUGAAAAAUUCAAUUUCAAAACAAACUGCCACUGUUUUAGUUUAUGUUGUUUUAUAUAUUCUUUCAGGUGUUAUCAAUAGUUUAUUACUAAAGAAGGUAAUGAAUGUAUUUACAAACUAUGGUUUCUUUUUAAAUCAAUUAACAAAUUAUGGAUAUGUUCCAAUUUUUGGAGCUAUAGUACUUUAUAAAAUAUUAUUUACAAAUGAUAUACCAAAAGAUACUAGAUCAUUCCCACAAUGGAAAUUUGUUAUUAUGGGAGCAUUGGAUGCAGUUACAGGUUAUUUUGUAGUUAUUGGCGGUAUUAAAACAACAGGACCUUUACAACAGUUAUUAAAUCAAUCAGUUAUUCCAUUCACAAUGUUAUUAUCUUUCAUUUUCUUAAAAGAGAGAUACUCAUUAAUUCAAUUAGGUGGUGCAUUAAUUAUUAUAGGUGGUGUUGUAGUCUCAUUAAUUCCUUCAUUAACUGGUGGUAACACUAGUGGUAAUAUGUUAUUUUAUAAUUUCUUUUAUUUAAUUUCAAUGAUUCCAUAUGCAUUUUCAAAUGUUUAUAAAGCAAUUGGAUUUUCAACUGUUGAAGAUAUGGAUGUUUGGUAUUUACAAUAUUUUGAUGCAUUAUAUCAAUCAUUAGUUGGUACAGUAUUAUUUCCAAUUAAUAAUUGGUUACCACCACCAUCAGAUAUGAAAUUCAAUCAAGUUAUACCACAAUUAAAAGCAGGUGGAAAAUGUUUAGGUGGUAUAAAUACAUUGAUUGAACAAUAUAAUUCUACAACUGGUGAAUUGUUACCAACAUCUUGUAAUUAUGGUGAUAAUUUAGGUUGUGAUAAUUGUCAUGGUGCAUGGGUGGUUGUAUUGAUUUAUAUGGCUGUAAAUGUAUUAUAUAAUGUAUUCAUUCUAUUAGUAUUAAAGCAUGCUGGUGCAACAGUAUUUUCAAUUGCAAAUACUCUACGUUUACCUUUAACUAAUAUUGCAUUCUCUUUUAAAUUCAUUAUGGGUUCUGAUUCAAAUCCUUUCUCUGGUUUAUCAGUUGCAGGUUUAUGCAUAAUUUUAUUAGGUUUGGGUGGCUAUAGAGUUGGUUCAAUGAUUAAACAAAAGAAAGAAGCAGCUGCUUCUGCCGAUUCUUCAUCUAAUACUGAAAAUAAAGUUAUUCCAAAAGUUUUCCCUACUCAAUUUGGUGAAGUAUCGAUAAUAAUAAAGAAAAAAGUCCCUCCAAAAUCUCAAACUCAUUUAAGAAAUCAAUUCUUUGGUAAAUUAGGUAUUACUGUACCUGAAUCAAAAUUAAGAAAUCAAAAUAGUAUUUAUGGUGAUCAAUAA